Centropristis striata (black sea bass) is the source of this 4100-nucleotide messenger RNA. RefSeq names its product metal response element binding transcription factor 2 (gene mtf2). Gene Ontology annotation, molecular function: DNA binding; chromatin binding. The coding region runs from base 217 to 2061 and encodes 614 amino acids. Gene Ontology annotation, biological process: chromatin organization; regulation of DNA-templated transcription. Gene Ontology annotation, cellular component: nucleus. Lineage: Eukaryota; Metazoa; Chordata; Actinopteri; Perciformes; Serranidae. The record is from RefSeq and is a predicted model, not a curated record. The transcript has 15 exons.
CACAAUGCACUCCCCGAUCAUCAGCGGGAAACCAAAAUGGCGAACGUGCUGGGGGAAAAUGAGCCGUUUGUUAUCUUCUGAAGAAGACACGAGCCCCGCAAGUUUCCGCGAUAUCCCUUGGAGAUAAUUUCAACUACAGACAAAGAAGGAUACCAGCGGCCGUUAAUAUCGAGUUAUUUUGUUAUAUGAGGCAUUUGUAGACGCGGAGGUGACCGAAUGAGAGACUCGGGGGUUGUGGACCACCUGUCUGUCCACCACAGAGCUGUCCCCCAGCGGCAGCAGCAGGCUGUGUCCUUGUCCCCCACAAGCCUCUCUGCUCGGGGAGAGUAUGGAGAGGACAGCAUGUCUGACAGGUUUACAGAGGGACAGGACGUCUUGGCCCGGUGGUCAGAUGGCUUGUUCUACUUGGGGACAAUCACCAAGAUCGAUCGGGACAAACAGAGAUGCUUUGUAGUUUUUGAGGAUCGGUCAAAGUCUUGGGUUCUGUGGAAGGAUAUUCAGACUGGGGAUGAAGAUGAUGACGAUGAUGAGGACGAUGACAUUGUGUGCUCUAUAUGCCAGGAUGAAACUUCAGACGAACCCAAUGAAAUAGUCAUUUGUGACAAGUGUGGUCAAGGCUACCAUCAGCUGUGCCACACCCCCGUCAUUGAUGCUUCUCUCAUUGACUCGGACGACAAGUGGCUCUGCUCAGAGUGCGAGCUUGCUUCCAUGCCUAAGAGGGGGGGUUCACAUAUGAGGGGAGCUUCUGCUAAAGGCUUUCUGCAACACGAGCAGCAGCAGCAACAUAUGGGGCUGCACCUGUCCUUCCCAUACAUUCUGGACGACCUGGUUUGGGACCAGGGCCACAAGACGAACCUCGAGCAGUGCUACUGCUACUGUGGGGGUCCAGGAGAUUGGUACCUGAAGAUGCUGCAGUGUAACGGGUGUCAGCAGUGGUUCCAUGAGGCGUGUCUCCAUUGCUUACAGAUGCCCAUGCUCUACGGAGACAGGUUUUAUCUGUUUAUUUGUUCCGUUUGCAAUGGAGGACCAGAGUACCUCAGCCGACUGCCUCUCAGAUGGGAGGAUGUGACGCACCUGAGCCUCUACAACUUGAGUGUGAUCCAUAAGAAGAAGUACUUUGACUCUGAGAUGGACCUGAUGACUUACAUCAAUGAUAACUGGGAGCUGCUGCAGCUGGGAGAGCUCGCCAACACUCCCAGAUCAGUGCGAUAUGAACGUGUUCUGGAGGCGUUAAACAACAACAGCAGCAUGUUCAUGUCGGGGAAGGAGGUCAAGAAAAAGAAGCACUUGUUUGGGCUAAGGAUCCGUUUCCCUCCUGCCCCUCCAAACACUGAUGAACCAACCAGCAGAGUGAUGGAGAGGGCUUCACAUGAGAUCACUAUCAAGGGAUGCAAGUCUGCCAAGGCCCUGUCUGGCACCAGAGCUUGCAGUACUUUAACCAAUGGCACAGAGAAGAAGAAGAAAAAGAAGAAAAAGAGGAAGCAAGCAGCUCGCGCUCUGGCUAAAACACAACGUAGUGAACUCUUAUCCCAGAAUGUAAGAAAGCCUCUACCACUAGAGCCCCACACAUUGGAUCACUUAACCUCCAUCAAGACUGAGAGGUCUCUGCUGUCUUCAGAUGUGGAAUCUAUAGGAGCCCUGAGCACCACAGAAACUACCUCAACUAGCAUUUCAAGACAGUCCAGCCUCUGCAGCUCCAGCAAGACGCGCACCACAGCCUGCACCAUGCCUGUUUCCGCUCCCCCCUUAAAAAGGAAACGUGGGCGACCGCGACGGGCCCUGCAGCCCCCCAACCCAGAGAUCCCCCCUCCCAGCCACGCAGACCCAAACCCCUCUGCCAUGGAGCCGCUGAGCCCGCUCCCAGGGCUUCACUCCACAGACAUAGUGCACGGCAUGGACCCCAACAGCCAGCUCUCCCACCUCAAGAGCUCCAUCAGCAGCUAUUUCGGAGCAGCUGGGCGGCUGGCCUGCGGGGAAAAGUACAAAGUCCUGGCACGACGGGUCACCCUUGACGGCAAGGUGCAGUACCUGGUGGAGUGGGAAGGAGUCACCGCCUCCUAGACCUGUCAUUGUUGUCAUCAUCACUUCUAACUUUUAACCAGCGCCUGAAGAGGUUUCUGGCUGUGCCGAGGACGUGUACACAGCCUGUAUUCACAGCAUUAAUUGUUAUAUGCCUUUUGUUAAGCGUACUGCAAAGCCUACGGGUUCAGUGCACAUUUAAACAUGUUCUCCACGUGUGUCAAAAGGUUACAGUUCAUUGAUGAACAAGACGGGGCAUUGUCAUUAUACCACAACCGAUUUGUGUUCUUUCAUUUGUUUUAAAUGUUUACAGCAAACCCCAUUUAUUCAGGGGGAAAUAACAGUGCACUGUACCUGUAGGCUUUCAGUAAAUUGUUAUUGUACUUCAUUUUUAAUCCAGUGAUAUGCUUUUCAUUUCCAGACCAGUAAUUAAGAAUUUUUUAUUUUAUUUUUUAUUUUUUUUAAAGAAUGUAGUUGGUCACGCAUUAAAUGGUUAAUCUCAGAAGAUAAGCGUGAAAAGGGGAAACGUGUUUAAAGAUUUUUCAUAAAUUUCACUCCAAUCAUGCAGUGAACUAUUGCAUAUGUUUAGUUAACAUGCAUACCAGUUUGAUGGUGAAAUAACUGUCCCUCUACAACAGUGCCCCCUUCUCUAGUCCCAUUGAUGAGUACCUCUUGGGCAGACAUAUCCUUCGGUUGUGUUUUGGAAAGUGUUCUCGUUUGUUAGCAGUUCAGGAGGAACUCGAUACAAAAGUGAUGUGCUGCUGCAAAUGUUUUAUUUUAUAAAGAAUUAUACUACGUUUAUUAUUACCUUUAACACUUGUACUUUUUUUCUUUUCUUGUUGAGCAUUUUUUUUGUCCUUUUUUAAUCAUGAAUUGCACAAAUCAGAUUAUAUCUGUUUGGCCUUCUUCUAAUUUGCAACAGAUAAAUUGAGCUUUUCAUCUCCUACAAGGCAGCAUUUUCACCCAAUCCUAAAGGAAUUCUUUAAAUCCCUUUUUAUGUUGGUCAUACUUAUAACAUUCUCAAAUUAAGUGUAAUUUCAGUGUGUAAAUGUUCAAAAGCAGAAACCUAAAAGGACUUCUAGUAAAUUGUGUCCAGAUUUUCUAAAGAAGCUCCCCUGCCUUAGUCUGAAUGCAUAAUCUUUGAAACAUUUUGAUUUAAAGUUGAUUAAAAUGUCUGUUAACUGUUGACUGAAAUCUUUAAGGACCUAUUUAGUUUUAGUUUGUCUGGUAGCUAUAAAAAAGUGCUACAUACAUUGUUGUAUACCCAGUUUCGAAGAAGGAAUUUUUGCUUUUUUUGUGCUGCCUAUGCAAGUUACUCCUGGAUAAACGUGUUAUUCAGACAUAUAUAAUUGGAUUGUGCGACUUGAAAAAGGGGAGCUUCAGCAUUAUUAUUGUGGUGAUUUGUUUUCCUUUAUAACCCCCCUUUUGGUCUAAACACUCAGGAUUUGCCCCCAAAACGUCACUGUAUUACAAAGGCCCACAUUUGCAGCAGACAGGAGGUUAAGAUAUAAGUUAUUCACUCAGUGUUGUUCGUCAGUAUUUUUAUAUCAUGCCACAUUACUUUGGACCAUGUGUAUGUAUGUAAACUUUUUGUUUUCUAUGAGCAAAAUAAUUUGUAGUCCAUUUUUACUGCUACACUUGCUUGUUUAAUCUGAGUUCGAAAACAAUCACUGGAAAACUAAUAUGCUGUAUUUCAUUGCAUGAGGUAAAUAUUCAGUCGGCUGUCUCUUAUUUGAGAUGUUUCUAUUUUUUUGUUAAAAUGGACAGAGCUUUUUGACAUUGAUACCUCUUUAUUGUAUAGAUGUAGUCAGUGGAUUUGAAGCUCCUCUCUUCUGUUCAGCCAGUGUCUCAGCCCUAGACUUUACAUGGAGAGUUUAUAUAAUCUCUACGUGCAGUCUAAGGCCUCAGCCUACAUGUUGCUGACACUGGCUUCCAGCAGGCUUCUGUAGCCAAAGAACAUACAUGUAACGUCUGCUUUGUCUCUUGAGAUUCUUCUUAUUACAUUUUUAUACGCCAUUAUAUUGGUUGACGUGUUUCUUCUGAACCUCUUUAGUUAAAUAAAUAAAAGCUGAUAUUUUGAA